GUUCAAUGACGUCAUCAUCAUAUCUAAAUAAUGCACAACACUAUAAAAGUUACAAUAAAUGUAAAAGAUGUGACAGUUUAUCUAAACAAGGCAUUACAGAUAUACUAAGACAAUUAAAUAGAAAUGUCUAUUCCUGAGUGGCUAACAAAAAAUUAUAUAGAAGAAGUCUUGAAAGUCUAUUACAAAGAUCUAACAUUAAAAAUAGAAAAUUUUGAAAUAAAACCAGCAUUUGGAAAAGGUGAAAAUUAUGGUGGAUUUUUGACAAAAGCCCAUGUGUUAUUUACAUUAAAUAAGGGAAAACAACAACAAGAAAAUCAUUUUAUCUGCAAGACCUCAUACGAAGAAGAUGAAUUUGCUCAAGAAAAAAUGAAACCUUAUGAUAUUUUUAAUCGUGAAAUGUCAAUAUAUGAACAAGUUUUACCCAAACUGAAUGCUUUACUAAAGGAAAUCAAUGAUAAAGAUCGUCUAUUCCCUAAUGUGUUUCAUGUGGAUUACAAGAGACAGGCUCUCAUAUUCGAAGAUCUAACAGUGCAGGGUUAUGUUAUGGCUAAUCGCAUAGAAAGGUUAGAUAUGGAUCAUAUUAAACUUGUUUUAUGCAAAUUAUCUAAAAUGCAUGCUACCUCAGCGGUUUUAAAUGAACGUGAGAGAGGUUGUUUGGAAAAAUAUGAUCGUGGAUUUUUUAAUAAAUAUACCGAUACUUAUAAAACCUUUUUCGUAAACACCUUUCUAUGUUGUGCUCGUUAUUUGCAAAAAUUAAAUGAUGAAAAUUCUCGUAAAUAUGCCGAGAAAAUGCUUGCCUUGGGACCACAUUAUAUGGAUAUUGGCAGGCGCUGUUUUGCCCCCACAAAUGGUCACGUAAAUGUUUUAACUCAUGGCGAUGUCUGGACUAAUAAUGUUAUGUUUAAGUAUUGCGCUAAAACGGGAAAACCUUUAGAUGUUUUACUAAUAGAUUUCCAAUAUUCAUUUUGGGGUUCUCCGACGUUGGAUUUACAUCACUUUUUUAAUACCUCUAUAAAAGAACCCUUAAGACUUAAUCAUCAAGAUGAUUUAUUUCAAAUGUAUCAUCAGUUUUUUACGGAUAUUUUAAGAAAAUUUAAGUAUAAAUCGAAUUCUAUACCCAACUUGAAACAAUUUAGAUUGCAUGCUGAACAAAAGAGAUUUUUUGCUGUUCACUGUUCUGUAAUUCUUCAAGCUGUCAUGUUGAAUGAAGAUCCUACAGAUGCUGAUUACAAUUCUCUAAUGGGUGAAGAUGAUCGUGCCAUGAGUUUUAAAAGUCGUUUAUAUAAUAAUCCAACAAUUCAGGAAAAUUUGAAGAAUCUUUUACCACUAUUUGAUAGAAGAGGACUUUUGGAUAUCAAUCAAUAAAUUUUUAACUAAACUUAA
This is a messenger RNA of Lucilia sericata (common green bottle fly), 1383 nucleotides long. RefSeq lists its product as uncharacterized. The record is from RefSeq and is a predicted model, not a curated record. NCBI's taxonomy places the organism in Eukaryota, Metazoa, Arthropoda, Insecta, Diptera, Calliphoridae. Bases 124 to 1365 code for a protein of 413 amino acids. The transcript has 2 exons.